GCUUUUGUCACUUGUCAUUUAUUGCCGUGUAAAAUAUCGUGUAAAAUUAUUUAAAAUUAUUUAUUAUUAUUCGAAAAAUUUGUCCUUUAUUUUUCACGAAAGCGAUCACGAUGGCUGAUGUUAAUUUGAAUGGAAAGCAUCCAGUGGAAAAAGAACGGCCAGUUGACAUGACAGACUGCGCUUUGAUGAAUGAACCAUCAACAUCGAAACAAGCGCUUAAAAAGCGCGGCCCAAAUUCAAAGAUAAUCAUAAAUGCAGGCACAACGACUGCUCCCCAAAAAGCGGAUCCAAUGCCAGCCGUAAAUGGGCCCCCAGAACUGGAGAAGCGAGAACCUACUAAAAAACCUAACACUAGACUACAAAAACGUUUGGCAGGCGAACAAACAGGUAAUGGAGCUCACACAGCUACUGAUCAAUCUUCCUUCUUAAUGUCAACCCUGAUAGAUCCCCAAGUCCAAAUAGAAACUACUCCGAGGCUUGAGGCUCCAAGCAAACCUAACACUAGACUUCAAAACGCUUGGAAGGCGAACAAACAGGUAAUGGAGCUCACACAGCUACUGAUCAAUCUUCCUUCUUAAUGUCAACCCUGAUAGAUCCCCAAGUCCAA
Messenger RNA from Drosophila sulfurigaster albostrigata, 607 nucleotides. RefSeq lists its product as uncharacterized. Lineage: Eukaryota; Metazoa; Arthropoda; Insecta; Diptera; Drosophilidae. The coding region runs from base 111 to 578 and encodes 155 amino acids. The record is from RefSeq and is a predicted model, not a curated record. The transcript has 2 exons.